Molecule: messenger RNA, 1184 nt
Organism: Diachasma alloeum
Lineage: Eukaryota; Metazoa; Arthropoda; Insecta; Hymenoptera; Braconidae
Product: vascular endothelial growth factor A
Exons: 5
Coding region: 23-814 (263 amino acids)
Cellular component (GO): membrane
Molecular function (GO): growth factor activity
Source: RefSeq, a predicted model, not a curated record
UCUUCGAACGAAAUUAGCCGCGAUGACGGGUGCAAUUUCAUUUGCGAUCGGUUUUCUCAGUAUUUUUGGAUGCAACAGUGUCCGCGGGCAAGAUUACUUCGAGUUCAUGCGGAACGAGGGGGGCAGGGGACACAGCCGUCAGAGAUCGCCGCCUGCUCCGAAGAUAAACAAUGUGACAGUUAGUCGCUCUUCGAAAUUAGCGGUAUUCGGUAAUGCAGCGUAUACUGACGAUGAUUUUUAUGGUUCCAAUGUUGGAAAGAGUCCACAAGUAGUUGAAUGUAAGGGACGCACUAAGGACAUCUAUGCGAUGGGAUACAAGGCCAUGUGCAAUCCAAAACUCACUCUGGUGAAAUUAAAUCCUGAUCCCGGCUACGAGUAUAGUCCUAGCAUUAUUCUUCUCAAGCGAUGCAAAGGUCCUUGCGGGCAUUCCACCCAGUCUUGCAUGCUGCUGGAAUCAACUUUUAAGACAAUAUACGUUAAGAGGAAGGAGAAGGCCAAUGGUUUGUAUAUGAAAGCCUCGAAGUGCCUGGAAAUUGAGGUUGAAGAACACACAAAAUGCAAGUGCGGAUGCGCUUUGAUGGCCAGCGAUUGCAACAGGAGGCAGAAGUACUAUCCAGAAGCCUGCGACUGCAAGUGUGAAAAUCUGAACGACAAAGCGAAAUGCGACAGUCAGGAGAACAUGGACUGGGACCCACAGACUUGUCGAUGCAUCUGCAAGAUGGAGGAGGAGAUCUGCAAUACUGGAUUGCACUGGGUUCCCUCGAUGUGCAAAUGUGCUCAAGUUAUGGAGAACUACAUCGCAUCUUUCCAGUGAUCAUUUUGGGGACCAGGAAGACGAUUUUUUUUCCACAUUAUAAUUGUAUUGGAAGAUGAAGGGGAUUCGAGUUCAACGAAAUAAAAAUUGUAGAUUGAAUCCAAAAUUCAAAAGAUCGCUUUCCGUAAAGAAUAGCAAAAGCGAUCUUCUAAUGAUAUUUCGCUACAUUCGCAGGUGCGCUCGACUUCCGGGCAUUGAGGGUCUGUACUAGUUGCAAAAAUUAUUUUCCUCAUCCACAAACCCCAGAGUUGCACCGUAAACUGUCUCUACAAACGGGAAUAUGAGAUAAAAUCGAAACUCACGAGAACGAAACUGUCCACAAAUUAAAAUAUGAUCUCUCUCUUUAUUUAUAGUCAGCAUGUGACAACAA